Messenger RNA from Botrytis cinerea B05.10, 1065 nucleotides. RefSeq lists its product as hypothetical. The transcript has a single exon. Lineage: Eukaryota; Fungi; Ascomycota; Leotiomycetes; Helotiales; Sclerotiniaceae. The record is from RefSeq and is a predicted model, not a curated record. Bases 64 to 834 code for a protein of 256 amino acids.
GGAUCCCAAUCAUCCACCCACUGAUCAAACACUCUACACCCACACUCGCACCCACACAGCAAGAUGUCCACCACAUCCCUCGCAUUCAGUCUCGGGGACCCAAUCAUCUGUCUCAAUACCUCCUGCAACUACCCCUUCGGUCGCAUUUGCGAAGAAUGUUCAUUUGAACUCGAAUCUCGAGCUGCUCUUCAAGUACAAUCCCAAUCCCAAGCGCAAGCGCAAGAAACCCCCAAUUCCAAACCCAAGAAUAGAGUUACCAAGAAUCAGACAGCAUUCCCAAGAAGUACAACCGUGCAAUCCCGCAGUCUCGAUAUUCCUCAACGCGUCGCGAAUAUUGUGGAGGAUCUUCAGGAGAUUUUUGCAUUUAUACCUGCAGCUGCGGUACACUCAUCUUCAUUCUCUUCAUCUGAAUGUCCAGCAGCCCCAGCCCCAGCCCCAGCUCCUACAAUCCCCAAAGCACCCAGUAAGUUAAGCACCCAUAACCUACAAAUCUUCGAUUCCACCUCCUUUCCACUCCCACUUCCCCCUUUCUCAAAACCACACUCCACAUCCACAUCUACAUCCAGCUCCUCCCAUUCAAACCCCCAAUCCCAUGCGCUCAAUCCUCCCACACUCAACACCUGGCUCGACGAUAUCGUCAUCCGUACACUCGAAGGUCAAGUACUCUCCCCUUCAUACAUUGGCGGUGCCAAUGAAGAAAAUGAACUGGAAGCUUUGUGUCCGUAUUGCGAUUCUUCGAUGGGAGAAGGAGCAUGGAGGGAAUUGCAUUUGAUCAAUUGUCGGUAUGCGCACGUGGAAGCCGAGAGAUUAGAGAUUGCGAGGGGGGGAUGGUGAAGAGGUGAAGGAUGAAGGGAAGAAAAUGAGGGAUGAAUAGGUAGGUAUAUGUAGCUGGUCUAUACUGUGGAGUUUGAGUUAAUAUUUCUUUACAAGUACUUACUUACGAAUGAGGAAUAUAUAUAUUCCCAGUCCAACAUAAUAUAAAUCGAAACAAAAUAUUUCCAUUUCAAAUAAACACUAUCAAAUACACAAACACACAAAUAACCAAUUCAGCAAUAUAAACCAACA